This is a messenger RNA of Trichoderma asperellum CBS 433.97, 811 nucleotides long. NCBI's taxonomy places the organism in Eukaryota, Fungi, Ascomycota, Sordariomycetes, Hypocreales, Hypocreaceae. The record is from RefSeq and is a predicted model, not a curated record.
CAGUGGGAGCAGAGGCAGAGGAAGAGAGGCAUGAGGCAGAGAUGCGGGUAUCUUGGCGGUAGAGGUACGACGAGCAGCGGUGUAUUCCUGGUCACUCCCGCGAGCAAGUACACGGCACGACACUUACACAGCUUGCAGCAGCACCGCAGAGAUGGGAACGCGUCUGGCGAUCAAACCAGUAUUUCGGGUCAGAGGGGGGGUGGGUGUGAGAAAAAAAAAAAGAAGAAAAAAAAAAAGAACCUGGAUUCUGGUCCAACAAACGCGAAUAAAGGUAGCACUAGCAAGGUUUCUCUUUUCUUUCUUGCUUGGACCUGCGCAAACACUGCAGUGCAAACCGGGGAAGCUAUCUAGACGCUAAAGCAAGGGGAGAGACAAGCAGGACAAGAGGAAAACGAACCAACACUGCGAUACUAUUAGGCUAUGAGAUAGUAUUAGUAUUAGUAUUAGUAGCAGUAGUAGUAGUAGUAGUUCCCUUGGCAUGCGUACAAUAUGGCAUGGUUGGCUGGUGAAAGCCUUGCGUGGAUGAUGCUGUCAAGCCUAAGCAGCAGAAAGGCAGCUUUCACAGCACAGAUAUCAGAUGCCUGGAAACUACUUCUUCACUGCUUAAUCCUUUUGAUGUGAGAAGACAGCAGAAUGCCUCCCUCUCCGCUGGCAGUCAUAGCGUGGGGGAAAGUGUCCAGCCCUCGCAUUGUGUUCCACGAGCUCAUCCUCCCUCCCGUUUCCGGCAUGUCGGUAGUAUUUCGUCACGCACCGGGGGAAAAGAGGGAGGAAAAGAGCUGUCUGUCUGUCUGCCCUCCCUAAUUUUUCCGCC